AUCCCAUUGGUUGGGCAGCUGGCCAGGAAUAUCCGCUCAUAGAUAGGAAACGCCCGCCACUUUCUGCUGCCUGCCUAACUCGCAAUCACGAACGACGACAAAUUUUUCUUUCUUUGUUUCAACAAUUUCAUGUUCAAAGUUUACCACUAUUCUCGGAUAUCCCAAUUUCAACCUCCUAGAUCCACCUUUCCCCUUGUUCUCUUCACUACCGUUUAUUUUUUUCCUUUUCUUUUUCCCAAAUAAAUGGCAACGAUGAGUAUCUCGCCUACUACAACUGCUGCUGUUUAUGCAAUCUCAAAUUCUAAAGCCCUUUCUUCUUUCAGCUCCCGUAACGGUUUGUCUUUUAUUAGCCUCUCUUCCCCUCGAUUUAAAGCUACUGGAAAGUUAUGUCGAGUCCAAGCAACAGUUUUGCGGGAAAAUGAGGAGAAAGUGGUAAUAGACGAAACAUUUCAACCCAAAUCUUUUACUGAUGAUGAUGACGGCAAAGGAGGACGAACAGGUGGGGACCCACCGGAUACUUCUCUGGAGAGAUGGGUUAUCAAGCUUGAACAAUCUGUCAAUGUCUUUCUCACGGAUUCAGUCAUAAAGAUCCUAGACGCUUUCUACCAUGACCGUGAUUAUGCAAGGUUCUUUGUGCUGGAAACUAUUGCAAGGGUUCCAUAUUUUGCAGCUUUUAUGUCUGUCUUGCACAUGUAUGAGAGUUUUGGUUGGUGGAGAAGAGCAGAUUAUCUUAAAGUACAUUUUGCUGAGAGCUGGAAUGAAAUGCACCAUUUGCUUAUCAUGGAAGAAUUGGGGGGUAACUCUUGGUGGUUUGAUCGGUUUCUUGCACAACAUAUAGCAAUCAUAUACUAUAUUAUGACAGUCUUCAUGUAUGCAUUAAGUCCAAGAAUGGCUUAUCAUUUUUCUGAAUGCGUGGAAAGCCAUGCAUAUGCAACUUAUGACAAAUUCAUCAAGGCACAAGGAGAGGAGUUGAAAAAAUUGCCUGCACCUGAAGUUGCUGUAAAAUACUAUACAGAGGGUGACUUGUACCUGUUUGAUGAAUUUCAAACUUCCAGAGCUCCCCAUUCUCGAAGGCCGAAAAUAGAUAAUUUGUAUGAUGUAUUUUUGAACAUCAGAGAUGAUGAAGCUGAACACUGUAAAACCAUGAGGGCUUGUCAGACUCACGGGAACCUUCGGUCUCCCCAUUCACAUGUAGAGAAUGAUAUUGAGGAUGUAUCAGGCUGCAUCCUUCCGGAAGCAGAUUGUGAAGGGAUUGUUGAUUGUAUGAAGAAAUCUUUGACGUCAGCUCCAUCAAAAGAAGAGAUUAGAGGGGGUUAAUUUAUUUUUGGUACUGUAUACAAAAAGAAACAGUGUAGAUCCUAAGUAUUUGCUUACAAAUGAAACAUACAUACAUAUAUAUAUAUAUAUAUAUAUAUAUAUAUAUAUAUAUAUAU
Messenger RNA from Ricinus communis (castor bean), 1433 nucleotides. Its product is annotated as ubiquinol oxidase 4, chloroplastic/chromoplastic. Gene Ontology annotation, molecular function: alternative oxidase activity. Gene Ontology annotation, biological process: alternative respiration. Gene Ontology annotation, cellular component: mitochondrion; thylakoid. NCBI's taxonomy places the organism in Eukaryota, Viridiplantae, Streptophyta, Magnoliopsida, Malpighiales, Euphorbiaceae. The transcript has 9 exons. The record is from RefSeq and is a predicted model, not a curated record. Bases 244 to 1317 code for a protein of 357 amino acids.